CCUGCGGAUCCAGCAGGAAACACUCCAUCACGCCACUGUAUCAACUUCUCCACCUGCGUUGCUAAUGGCAACAGACUCCAAACAAACUCAAAGAAACUCGAGAAAUCACUCCGAUCAGACUGCAGCGCUCCUGUCUCAGGUAAGAUGAGCUCACCUCUGUCCAUGCUGAAGAAGACGAAGCGCGCCCCCCUCCACGACCCCCUGAGUGAACCCGGGGGCAGACAAAAGGUGCCUUUCAGGAGGAAUCUGUUAAAAGAAGUUCAGGCAGAAUUGGCUGCAGCUGAUGAAUCCAUUGAUCCACAUCCUCCUCCUCAUGCUGGUCAAGCCUCAACUUCAAAGUCAAAAGCCCCGUUAAAGAAAGGCACUCCACCGAGUGACUUUGAGCUGAUGUCUGCCAUGAUGCAGCGAGUGACCUUGCUGGAAAAAACAGUGAAGAGCCAAGCACAGGAGAUCGAUCGCAAGGAUAAAAAGAUUUCAGCUUUGGAAGGAAAACUGAAGCACCUGAAAGAAUCAGAGUGCACGCAUGAUCUGAGCAGAGAUGAUCUUGAAAGAAAGUGCCAAAAACUGCAGAAUCAAGUGUGUGAAAUGGAGAGCUUUCUAGAUGACUACGGUUUGAUCUGGGUGGGAGAUGAGAGCAGUGACUCAGCUGAAAGUGAGAAGCUACUUAACAUGGAGAGAAGCCUCUCGCAGCCAGAUGCCUCUGCGGUCAGGAAAUUCCACAUGAACUUUGACCUCGUGCUGCAGAGGAUCAGGGAGCUGAACAUCCUCGCAGGGGAGGGAGAGUGUUUUGUACGGUCGACAGCCACGGGGGCACAGUUGGCAAAGAAGGAUCCCAUUCAACUGAGUCUCUACAGCAACGGGAUUGUCAUGUUUGAGGGUCCUUUCCGCUCUUAUGACGAGCACAGCACUCAGCGGUGCAUGCAAGACCUGAUGGACGGGUAUUUUCCCUCUGAGCUUCAGGAAAGAUUUCCAGAUGGUGUCCCUUUUGAGGUUCAUGACAGACGAGAGGAGGAAUUCAUCUCGAGGUUAACGUGGAACAAAUUUCCUGGUGAAGGACAGGCUGUUCGUGGGCAGAGAGAUGAAUCUGGCAAGAAGCAGAGCAUGGAUCGGUUCUGGAGCAGGUUACCAAAGUCUGUGGUAAAGGCUGGUCGUGUUAUUGAUAUCAGGGACUCUCUGAGGGCUGACCUGCAGGGUUCAUCUUAUGACCAGAGCAGCAACUCAGUGAUCCUCAUCGACACACCAGCACUGCAAGCUGUGAAAGAGAGACUGCAGACGUCCAGCUCUGACCGGCCUGUGUCUGCCCACAAUGUUAUUACACUUAAAGUGAAGUCAGAAGACGGGAAUCAUACUUUCAUAUUGAAAAUGUGCUUCUCAGAAACAAUCGGCCACUUGCGGCAGUAUCUGGACAAACACAGAGAGGGCAGUCUCCCUGGUUAUGACAUCAUCAGCGCGUACCCACAGUGCAGCUACGAUGAUGACAGCCAGGCGCUGCAAUCAUGUGGACUCACGAGUAACGUUACUCUGCUGCUGCGAAAGAGGAAACACCCUCAAACACUGACUGAGGUCAGAUAAAUAAACUUAUGGAAAGGUUAUACAUGUCUUAUGAGGGAUUUGUUUUACAUCAGCCUUCAUUGACUCGUCAUAGUACCAAAAGCAUCAUAAAAAGUAUCACUAAUAACAAUGACAAUGGCUCUGUUCCAUUACAUCCUCAGCAAUACCAGAACCAUGAGACUGAAGCAGUUAAAUACAUGACAUGUAAAGGGAUGGGAAGAGAAACGCAGUACAGAUAAUACCGUGUCCCAGAGAACUGGGAUCAUUUUUAUGUCACGUGGCACGGUGGUCCACUUUGACUGAAUGAAGGUAACUGGUACCGCAGGCACAAACCUUCAUGAGAAUGACUAAAGAAACUGUAUUUUAUGGUCCAUACCUGAUCCACUUGAUAAUCACGGCUGGCAUAUUGAAUCGUAGUUACAGACGGCUGAUACUCGUGGGAGGAGAAUACUGCAGUUAAUCAAAUCGAUCAAAAGACAGUCGAAACAAAUUCAAACAAAACAAAAUGAAAUUGAAAAUCUUUAUUUCUAAAAUAUGCAAAUACAAACAAGGACAAAAGUAUGAAAAUAUAAACAUCUUUUUCCCUUUUUGCAAAAACAUUUGAGAUGUUAAGGCAUGCGGAGCCUGACUUUCCAAAGAUAAAUCUUGUGCUAAUUGAGUUAAAAAAAAAAAAA
This is a messenger RNA of Larimichthys crocea (large yellow croaker), 2225 nucleotides long. It is a transcript of the gene ubxn11, whose product is annotated as UBX domain protein 11. The transcript is spliced from 14 exons. Gene Ontology annotation, biological process: proteasome-mediated ubiquitin-dependent protein catabolic process. Lineage: Eukaryota; Metazoa; Chordata; Actinopteri; Sciaenidae. Gene Ontology annotation, molecular function: ubiquitin binding. Bases 145 to 1572 code for a protein of 475 amino acids. The record is from RefSeq and is a predicted model, not a curated record.